This is a messenger RNA of Effrenium voratum, 2907 nucleotides long. The record is from the annotation of a GenBank genome assembly. Lineage: Eukaryota; Dinophyceae; Suessiales; Symbiodiniaceae.
AUGGAGGCAUCUUUCAGUGCACACCUGACAGAACUAACAAAUCGCUUCAAGUCAGAGCUGCUGCAGCACUAUGAGAGAGACCUGGCAUCUUGGAAGGCCAACGUGGAAGCGGGCAGUGCAGAGUCCGAUCUCGAACCUUCCGCCGGGAAGACGCUUCGCUUGGCUGCGCUCAGCAAAGAUGCCGCCGUUGCCAACACCCGGGCCUUGCUGAAGAAGGCGCCCGUCGCAGAGUCCAGCGAGGAGCUGCUACCAUGGGUGCGGGAGUCGGGCGAGCUGAGCACGCCCAAGAAAAAAGCAGAGCUACCGGCACCAAAGCCUGCCGAGCCUGAUCCUUGCACUCCCUCAGUCGCACCGGAGGUACUCCUUCCACGAGUUCCGAGCUCAGACUCGGAGAAUCAGAAGCUGCAGCUGCCCCAUACUUUGGAGGAGCCGGAGGCACAUUUUGAAGUAGGUGCCCUCAGCAAGAGGAGCAGCACCACCAGCAGCUCAAGCUCUGCGAGCUUGGGCAGCUCUGAGGAUGACACCCCCAAGCUGCCCGCGAAUUACCUCCAGACAAAGAGACCGAGCACAGGCUCAAUUGGCGCUGUCUUGCUACGCGAGCCGGCAGUCUCCCGAGUCUUCAUGUUUUUGCAGGACUCGGACUCUAGCAAUGCUGCGUGGUUUUAUGCUACGGGCAUGAACUAUUGCGUUGCCCUCUCUAUCGCUUUCACCAUCUGGCAGGCUGGAGACCAGCCGGUGGUGUCGCUUCACACGGAAGGACUGAUCCAGAUUGUGGUGGAGAGCAUCCUACUGGUGGAGCUCCUGGUUCAUUGGUUGUCGAGCUCGGAGAAGCGCGCGUUUUGGAAGAGCUCUUACAACCUCGUGGACUUGCUGGCGGUUCUUCCCCUCGUCGUCCGGAGCAUCUUCGGCGUGGCGCCUCCAACACGCCUGGAGAACGCGGUGGCGCAUUUCACGCUGUAUUGCUUUGUGCCAGUGGUCCGGCAACUAAAGCUCAUCCGCAAGUUUCAAAAGCUGCGGCUGUUGAUGCAUGUGAUCUCCACCACGCUGGAUGCGUUGAAGCUGUUGCUCUUCUUGGUGUGCCUGAUUUGCAACUUCUUUGGGUGUUUGCUCUUCAUCACGGAGCCGGUGCAGUCGCAAUCGCUGCCCUUCGCCAUCUACUUGUCCACGGUGACCGUGACCACUGUGGGCACUUGUGACUUGGCACCCACCACGUGGCCUGGGAAGAUCAUCGCAGGAGUUCUUUGUAUCAUCAGCGUGCUGUUUAUGGCAAUGCCUUUGUCGGUGAUUGGGAAUGCCAUGUCUCAGGCCUGGUCGGACAGGCAUCGGAUCCUUCUAGUGAUACAGGCCCGGAGGCGGCUCAAGAUGUUGGGCUACUCCGCUGCGGACAUGCCCCGCGUCUUCAAGCGCUUCGACCGUGACGGCAACGGGGAGCUCGACCUCGGAGAAUUUUGCGCAUUGGUGGCCGCCAUGCGGGUGGGCAUGAAACCCUCAGAGGCCUCGGAGCUGUUUGUGGCCUUCGACGCGGAUGGCGACGGAGCCAUCAAUGAGAUGGAGUUCAUGAAGGCCCUUUUCCCCUUGGACUACCGGCGUUUGUACAGACGCAGCUCCGGCAUGACCUUCGGGGCCUGCCACCAGAACUGCUUCGUGAUGCUUUCCCCACAAGAGGAGCCCUUCACGGAUGGCGAAGUGGACGUCGCUUUCAUCACGCUGUCGGAGACGAGGCUUCCGCUGGGCCCGUGGGUGAGGGAGUACCGCAACCAGCCCCAUGUCUUGGACGCCGCCACCUAUCAGAACUCUCUGAAGGAAGGAGACAAGUCCAAUGACAUGCCAUGGAGCGGCCUGCUGGACGGCAUGGCUGAGAAGUACAAUGGGAACUUGAAGACCUUGUUGCUGUUUUCCAGGACUCGCUUUAGGCGAAAUCCGGACUCGCCGCCCCUCUUUGGCAGGCUCACGGACAAACGGGUGGCCGGCCUGGCCCUGCCCAACCCGAAGAAGGCCUUCCUGGGCCGCAGCCUUCUGUCCCGGUGCUCGGAGCUGCACUUCUGCUUCGCAGGCGCGCACUUUCCCAUCACCGACAUCGCGGCGGCGCUGGAAGUGCCCAACGGCCUGGAAGUGGCCAAGGUCUUGAUGGCCAGGACCCUGCGCAAAGUGCUUCGCAGGGCCUUCCGUCAAGGCCUCCUGGACAACAACACGCUGCUGCUGCUCCAAGGUGACCUGAACAGCCGCACAGUGCUGGGCAGCGACAACGUCAAGGACGUGCUGAGCGAGCUGAUGGCGGACCGAGAGAUGCAGGAGGCCAUCCAGCACGGCUUGCCAAUCCUCGAAGGGGACUGGUUCGAGCCCUGCGGCCACACAGAUGCCAAGCGGCUCCCGGUCACCUACAAGUUUACACCGGAGGUCGGCGAGGCCUUCCGGACGGAGCCAAGCUCGCUGAGUGUGGGUCAAGUCCUGAGCGCUGCAAGCCCGGAACCAUCGGCAUCAGCGACCCUGGCCAGCGUGCCUGCAGAGCAGAUGAAGAGCUGGGGUUUGGACUUCAAAGAAGCCGGCUUCCGCAACUUCCGCUUCCCAGCUGCGGCGGACCGUUUGAUCUGCUGGGCGCCGGCACCUUUGGCGCGGCGGCUCCAGUGGAGUUUCCCACUGAGCCAGGUGAACUACCGCCAAGGAGGCAGCGAUCAUCGACCUGUCAUGCUGGAGGCGGUGCUGACGUUGCUGCCGGAAGAGCCCGAGCGGGCGAGCGAGUCUCGGGUUUCGGCGUCCCCGGCAUUGCUGGAGGCUGUGAUGCUGGCCGAUGCCGAAGACAGCGAUUCAGGAGAACCUGGUCUGCUCAACGGCCUGGCCUGCGCGGCCAGCGGCGCUGCAUCCUCCCUGUCUGGUUGGCUUCAACGGUCAACAUCCCGAGCUACCUGA